Molecule: messenger RNA, 252 nt
Organism: Angiostrongylus costaricensis
Lineage: Eukaryota; Metazoa; Nematoda; Chromadorea; Rhabditida; Metastrongylidae
Source: the annotation of a GenBank genome assembly
AUGAUGAACGACUUAGCUCGAAAGCUAAGCAGAAGGAAACGAGCGGCUUGGGGAGCUUUCAAGAGCAUCGAGGAUGCAGUGAAGAGGACAAAGAACACCCGACUCCGUGCCCACCUUUUCGACUCAACGGUACUUCCUGCUCUAACGUGUGCGUCAGAUACCUCGUCGCUGCGUAAGCAGGAUGAAAAAUCACUCAGCGUUAUUGAAGGCGCUGUCGAAAGGGUGAUGCUAGGAGUAUCCCGUGUCACGUAA